This is a messenger RNA of Cyclocybe aegerita, 3342 nucleotides long. The record is from the annotation of a GenBank genome assembly. Lineage: Eukaryota; Fungi; Basidiomycota; Agaricomycetes; Agaricales; Hemipholiotaceae.
AUGGAUACGUCAGGAUUCAGCCAAGUUGGGCGACAUGGAACCCUCAGCCUCAUCAAACGAAACGCGACGCCACCAGAAUCGGACGUGAUCACCUCCUUCGGAAUUGACGAUGAAGAACUGACGUUCGGAAGUGUUACUACAUGCGGGGUAAGGCUGUACUAUCCAGAGGUGGAUGCACUGCAUUGUAAGCUCGUGUUCGAGGAGCGCAAGGCUUUUCUUGCUGUAAUUGGCUCUGAAGGAGCGCUAGUGGAUGGUUGCAAAGUGUAUCCGCAUACAUCUGGUGGCAACUCACAGACCAUCAUUCCGUUGACCAACAACUCGGAGUUCGAGAUUCACAACAAGCGCUUUCGGUUCACAUAUCCCCCCAAGGAAAUUCGCAAAGCACUAUAUGCUACGCCUGCUCGACCACCCAAACGCGCUCUACGUCUGUCGAUGAUUCACUCGGCUCAAGUUUUCUCUCCUCGACCAUCCAAAGACCCGCGCGAGAAUCUCAGAAUUCUCCAAAGCCCCAUCAAGAACAUGCUUGGGAUAGGCAAGAGCCCGGCCAAGUCUGGCAACCCCUCUCCUCUCAAACAAACCGCUGCAGCCACGCUCGAAGACAGCGACGACGAAGAAGAGGAAGAUAUCGUGUUAGUGCAGACAAAUCAUCCCCGUGUUGUUGAGGAGGAACGAGACCUGGUUAUUUUGGAAGAUGUGCCCGUAUCGUUGCUGGACGUGCAAACAUCUCCAGCAAAACUGCACCAGCCCGUACCGCAAUGGCCCCAACCACAACCCCAGCCUCCGAAAACCCCUCCUCGGCGCCGGUCUCUUGGAGGAAACGCGCUGCAUCGUGCAGUGCUCAUCCGCAGUGCGCAGAGAGCAGUUCUGAAAGCAGAGAAAGAGAGAGAGGAAGAGGAAGAGGAAAUGGAAGUGCUAGACAGCGUUGUCGCAAGCGUUUAUGAUGACGACGAGGUUGUGCACGAUGAGGAAGAAGAUGGCGAUGUUGAAAUGGGGGAUUCCAACGAAGAGGAGGAAGGAGACACAGACGACGAGGAAGAAGAGAAGAGUCGCGAUGAACAGAAGCCUCUCUGGCGGAAGAGCCUGGAGAGGAUCAUUCCUUGGCCAUUCAACUCAGGACAGCCCGAUGAAGAGGAACCAAUGGAAGACAGAGAGUGGCACGCCUCACCAGAAAACGCUGAAUACGACGACGACGACGACGACGAGGAAGUUGCCCCUUUACCUGCACCCUCAGCAACGCCUGUACGACGUCCUCUCGGCUCCUUCAUGACGCCUGGGCCUAGGCGGGAUGUCUUUGCUCAUUCAACCGAACCCUCCGCUGCCCUGGGAAGGUACUCUCUGGGUGGUGGCGAGGCCCAGCGUGUGCUCGUACAACAGCCAUGGCGGGUCCGUGACCUAGUUGUGCCGCCACCGGCUGCGUCUGCCGCUCCGGUGCCUGCUUUGCGCCCCAUGGACCCUCCUCCCAGUACCCCAGUCCGUGCGGCGUCUAGCUUGGUAACAACCCUUUCUCGUCCACGCGCAACACCUGCAGUAUCAGAGGAGGAACGCAAGGCAAUCCAGGAGAGGAGGCGGAGCGCGUUGAAGGAACUUGACAGUUUCUGGGUGGAUGGUGCUCCGGGCAUGAGCCCCGCGAAGAACUCCUCGAGCACCAGUUCGAGCUCGAGCUCGUCCGCUGCUGCAUCUUCGCGCAGGAACAGCACAUCAGUUGUCAAGCCCAGUACAACGCCCGCACGGCCAGCAAAUUUCGGUUCGCCAACGAAGGGUCGUCCGUUGGAGAGGACCAUCCUUGAGGAAGAAGACGGCGAUCUCUCUGGUUCUGGCGCCUCUCUCUUCAAGUCUCCUGGUCCUGGUCCUGGCUCGAAGCCACCAACCGCCGCUACAGAGAAAGACUCAGACGAAGAGAUCGACACGCGUGGCCUACUGGAGAGGAUGAAGGAGACUGUUGAGGGCAUGAAGCGGCGCCGGAGCGUCGUCCUUGGUGGGGCAGGUGGCGUGUUGGCUACCCCGCAACCAGCAGCUCAUGCUCAUGCUCAUGCAGGAUCGAGAAUGAGUCUUGGGCCGGGCGUCAGCACUGGUCUCGACGAAGGGUUGAGUGGAAUCAAGAAACUCGAUUUUACGCGUAUUACACCUGCUAAGCCCCCCUUAAAGUCAUCUGCUCCUGAUCCUGCAACCCCUGCCACUCCGGAAGUUGCACCAGCGAGACCCAAACCUCUUGAGGCUCCCGCUCUUACCGAACAGCAAGUCAGGGACACUGAGCCCACCACUGAUUCCGGUGGAGACGAACCAUUCAGCCUUCUGCGUCCAGGAGCACAAGAAGAGCGCCGACAAAGUCUUUUUGCUGCCGCUGCGACUGCUGCUGAGCCUGUUGUUGAAGAAGUGGUUGUCCCAGUUGUUCUGCCCACUGUAGUUGUUGACGGAACAGUGGAUGACGCCAUGCAAGAGGAUGAGCCUGAGGAGGAGAGGAAACCUAUAGAGAAAAAGGCACGCGGAAGGUCGAGAUUGUUACGAGCUCCUAAAGCCGCUGCUGAAACUCUGGAUGUAUCCGAUGAGGAUGUCGAACGAGUAGACAAGCCCGUGAAGAGGCCCAGAUCUGCUACAAAGAUCACUGCGCGUCGUCACAGGUCAAGGACGCCUCAACCUCAUCAAUCGACGGAGGAAGAAAACCCAGAACCAGCCAAGCCAAAAUCUACUGCGAGACGUACAAAGAAGGCUACUGCCGAACCGGAAGAACCCACACCUGCGCCUACUGCAACAAAGAGAGGAAAGAAGGUUGCAGUUGCGGAUCCGGAGCCCGAUCAGGAUGACGAACCUCAAGAGGAAAUCAAGGCCAAACGGGGUCGUAAGCCUCGUGCGCCUGGUACAACUGAAGAGGAGCCAGAACAGGGCCAAGUGAAACCAACACCUGCACCCGCGAAGAGAGGUCGUCCGAGAAAAGUCACGUCGUCGACUCCUGAAGAAUCUUCUCCCCGAGAAGAGAUGGCAGCCUCCACGAAGAAGAUUAAGGCCGGUACCUCGAAGGCGACGGCUGCCGGUGCAAAGAGGCCUCGUGCUACGAGGAGCAAAGCUACUGCUGCAGAAGAAGACGAGGAUGAAGACCCUCUGGAUUCAUACGACGUUAAUGUCACUAAAGGCACCCCAAGAGCGGUAGAGGAAGAGGACAAUGAGUUCGCUGACCUGCCUGCUCCGCCACCGCGUCUGACAGCUGCAAAGAUGAUUCCAAACUCAAGAGCAAAACGGCCACCAGGAAAAAAGCUGCUGUGGUCAAGCAGGAAGAGGACGGCAUUUCCUCCGCGAUGGAAGAGCCCGCAGCCCCUCUGGCCGCUACGCGUGGUGGGCGAGGUGUGA